Molecule: messenger RNA, 3555 nt
Organism: Dunckerocampus dactyliophorus (ringed pipefish)
Lineage: Eukaryota; Metazoa; Chordata; Actinopteri; Syngnathiformes; Syngnathidae
Gene: ush1c
Product: Usher syndrome 1C
Exons: 16
Coding region: 79-1521 (480 amino acids)
Biological process (GO): inner ear receptor cell stereocilium organization; inner ear auditory receptor cell differentiation; inner ear morphogenesis
Cellular component (GO): photoreceptor inner segment; stereocilia ankle link complex; cilium
Molecular function (GO): protein binding
Source: RefSeq, a predicted model, not a curated record
ACUUGCGGCAAACUUCAUUCACUGGGGGAUCUCACGUCACUGUGUUGGCUAAAACUUGGUUGUUGUUAUUUUCCUGCCAUGGAGCGCAAAGUUGCUCGAGAAUUUCGCCACAAGGUGGAGUUGCUGAUUGAAAAUGAAGCAGAAAAGGAUUACUUGUAUGAUGUCCUCCGCAUGUAUCACCAGUCCAUGGAAUUGCCAGUGCUUGUCGGGGACCUGAAGCUGGUAAUUAAUGAACCAAAGCGUUUGCCCCUGUUUGAUGCCAUUCGGCCUCUCAUCCCACUCAAACACCAGGUGGAGUACGACCUGCUCACCCCCAAGAGGUCCAGGAAGCUGAAAGAGGUGCGUUUAGAUCGGACACAUCGUGACGGGCUGGGGCUGAGUGUCCGAGGAGGACUAGAGUUUGGAUGUGGUCUCUAUAUAUCACAGAUUGUCAAAGAUGGCCAGGCUGGAAAUGUUGGCCUUCAGGUUGGUGACGAGAUUGUACGCAUCAACGGAUACUCCAUCUCCUCCUGCAUCCACGAGGAGGUCAUAAGUCUUAUCAAGACAAAGAAAAUCGUAUCACUCAAAGUCAGACACGUGGGGAUGAUCCCUGUUAAAAGCUCAUCUGAUGAACCCCUCAAGUGGCAGUUUGUGGACCAAUUUGUGUCCGAAUCUGGGGAGAAAAAAAACAGUGUUGCUGGGCUGGCAUCGAUUGGAGGGAAGGAGAUCAAGGAAAAGAAGGUGUUUCUCAGCCUCGUGGGCACCAAAGGUAUGGGUAUCAGUAUUUCCAGUGGUCCCACGCAGAAACCUGGCAUCUACAUCAGUAACGUCAAAUCAGGCUCACUUUCUGCGGAGGUUGGACUUCAGGUUGGAGACCAGAUUGUGGAGGUGAAUGGAGUGGACUUCACGAAUGUGGACCACAAAGAGGCUGUGAGAGUCCUGAAAAGCAGCAGGAGCCUGACUAUUACUGUACUGACAGGAGCUGGCAGCAAGCUAUUUAUGACGGACGAGGAGCGUCUAGCAGUGGAGGCUCGCAGGGAGCUGGAGAGGCAGGAGCUGAUGCAUCAGAAGAGGGUGGCUCUGGAGACCAACAAGAUCCUUAAAGAGCAACAGGAGAAGGAGAGGCAGAGAAAGAUGGAAAUCUCCCAGAAGACUGCAGAUGAAGAGCAGCGCUACAAAAAGGAAAUGGAGAGGAUUGAGGCUGUGGAGAGGAAACACCAUCGAGAAUGGGAGGAAGACUAUGGAAGUAAAGAGCGGCCACCGAGUCCUCAGAUUCAGAGGAGCCCUUCACCUGCCCCACCUGAGAUUAAAACCUCCCAGUCUCCAAAGGCCAAAAGUUCUCAUGCUGAAGGCAGCUCAGAGGUGGUCAAGAAGGAAGAGGACAGACAACAUUUGGCUGGUUUUAUCGAUAUGAGGGGAAGCUUCCGUCAUUCCGCAAGCAUUGACACCCCAGAAAGGAGAAAAGAAGAAGAAAAAGAAAAAAGUGUCCAACACAGACACGCUGCAGGAGCAGAGAAAAAACAAAAAGGAGAUGGAGUUUGAGCUGAAACUGGCCAAGGAGAAAGAAGAGAUGUACGAACGUGAGAAGCAGCUGAAGAUCAAUAGGCUGGUUCAGGAGGUACGAUAGCUGGGACAGGAAAGCUUUGCUCAACUGUAUUGUAAUACAUUGCUUUAAUAUUUACUUUUAAGAUGCGCACUCGCCUAUAACAUCAUUAGGUACAUUCUCAUGUGUCACUGUCUAUACCACUGCAAACUAAAUGUACAAUAAUAAACAUUUUAUUAAUCUUCCAGGCACCAAAAACUUGUACAUUCGGCUCAUUUGAUAUUUAUAAUUCUUAAAAGGUGUAUAGAAUAUACAGUAUACCUUACCUUGGGGACUGAUUUGGUCCCAUUGACUCCAAUGAUAACCACAUUUUUUAAAGUUAAAAAUAUCUCCAAAAAUGCUGUUCCAACGAUAAUGGCCUGGUCAAGAGUGGGGACAAAAAGAAAAAAAUAAUUAGAACAAAAGGGGGAGAAAAAAAGGAAAAACCCCCCACAAAAAACGAGAAAAAAAAGGGAAAAAAAGGCUGUGUUUUGGAAAAUUAUGCGUAUUGUUUUUUGAUUAAAAAAAGAUCAAAAAUAAAAACAUAAAAAAAAUAUAUAUAUAUAUACAUAUAUAUAUUUUUAAAAACAUGUUUAUAGUUGUAAGCCUGAAAUUGUUAAGAUUUGAGGCAGUUAACAAAAAAAAAUCCUGUAACGACACUAUUUUUUUUUUUAUUAACGUGCACACGUCAUGUUUGAUCCUUGGCUGAUGCCGUAGUUUGCGGAAGCAGCAGUGGCAGAAUAUUGAGCAGAAAUGGAGAAAGAAAUGGGUAUUUUAAUGGAUCAAUUUAGCUUCAAAGCCCUGGCAGAUGGCUCUCACAACAAGACCUAAGUUGUUUGUAUCUACUGUCGCUGUGAUUGAAUUGGCUAAUAAUGCAACUCAAGUCGCAACACAAUAAAUAUUUUCUUAGUAAAAAAAAAAAAAAAAGCAUAAUGCAAAUAAAUGGAAUCAAGUGACAUAAAUUAUUUAAAAAAAACCUCAAUGUUACUUUGGUAUUUUAUAGUGGAGAAUGUGCAGGUCACAUUUUUCCACAAACUUGCGUUUCCGUGUCAUGUGAUUGUUGUUAGCAACUGAGACGUUGUUAAGUGGUUGUUGCUUGUUAUUCAGUGGAAAGUGAAUGCUUUAUACCACUUACUCUCUACUCCUGUCUCAUUGUGAUUAACACCUCCACAUUUGGUGACCUUCAACGUGAGUAAUAUGUUGACCGACAUUGGUGACAACAGCACGGCCGUACCGGCGCUGCUCAGUGCUAACGAAGCAGCCAAUGCAUUAAUAUGUGUGCAUGUAUGUGUAGGACUGAUUGACAUUUUGUGGUGCUGAAUUACAAUACCUGUGCACUAGGUUUCAGAGACAGAAAGAGAAGACCUAGAGGAGUCGGAGAAAGUUCAACACUGGGUUGAGCGUCUCUGUCAGACUCGGUUGGAACAAAUCUCUUGUGUCGAGAAUGAGUCACCAGAGGUAACCCGUGAGACCACCUUUGCCAUAAGCUUAUCUGUGUGUGUGGGUCCUUUCUUAUAUCUGCCAAAAGAAGUGUAUUUAUUGUUGCAAGCAGUAAAAUGUGGUUCAUUGUUAAAGACAACCCAUGCUCUGAAAUUAAAAGGAUGCACAACUGCAUUGCUGCCAAUGGCCAACAGGGGCACUUUGAGUUGGGGACAGAUUUUUACAGAAUUAUCCAUUAACUACCUGUACAAUGUUAGUGUGAGUAGUUGCAGAGAGAAAAGACAAGGGGAUGGCAUAUUAUUUCCAUUUUUCCCUUGUUAAAUUAAGAGUACAGCGAUAGCAGACAAUUAAAAGGGACAUUUGAUACCAGGCCACAAAGUAUUUUUAACAUUCAACAUUCAUUUUUUUGUUUCAUUGUGACUCUUAAGCUGUCACCUCCACUCUCCCCUACUUCGGAGCCCAAGGUGAAGCGUUUCCCUGGAGGUCUGCACCUGGCCACCACUGACCUGGAUGACAUUAAUCUGGAUGAGGUUGAUCAAAGCCUGAAGGGGCCG